AUGGUGCAGCACGUCUUCCAGAUCCAUGGACUACCAGUCAACAUGGUCUCUGACCGGGGUCCUCAGUUCUCGUCUUGGUUCUGGAUGGCGUUCUGCACCCUCAUUGGGUUGUUGGCCAGCCUGUCCUCCGGAUUCCAGCCCCAGUCCAACUGCCAGUCAGAACGAGCCAACCUGAAUCUGGAGAUUACUCUGUGCUGCCUGGUCUCUGCCAACCCCACCACCUGGAGCCAGCUGUUGAUAUCAACAUGGCGGGAGAGCCCAUGCCCAACAGACCCAGAGGACAUCAACAUGGCGGGUGAGCCCAAGCCCAACAGACCCAAAGGACUGAAGAGGUCUGCCGCUGGUCUCUACAGUGGCUAUCACUUUGAUAAUGACUACUACAGAGAUGAAUUCUAUGACAGGUUGUUUGAGUACAGGAGCAGAGUGUCGCCAGUGCCUCGCAUAGUGCCAGUUAAGUGGCCUCACAUGGCCAUGCCCCUGGUGCAUCAGGUCAAGUAUUUACCCUCCAAGCUGUUGGCACGCUCAUCACUCCUCCCUAGCAGCCCCAAGCAGAAGUCGGUAAAAUCCAACGAGCUACAGGUAAUCAAAUCAGAGCUGACUCAGAUCAAGUUCAACAUUGAUGCGCUGCUCGGCCGACUGGAACAGAUCACAGAAGACAAACACUUUGCCGCGGAGCUACAGAAGGCAGAGGAGAGCAAUAGCGAGGUGUCUCAGGACGAGUCAUGCUCGGACACAGAGAAGCUGGUAGACGAAACCCAUAACAGUGAUGUGGAGGAUGGGGAGGAGAGCGGCACACCGGACGAGUGUGAAGAUGACGACAUGGAUCUACAUGAAAGAGUGUGAGCUGGAGGGGCAGCUAGCUGUCACCUCAACAAGCUUUCAGUCUCACUGAAGAAUUAGACGUUCAUCCACGUUCUCCAAAUGUCACAUUUCUAAGUGUUUUUGUUGCUCCUACUACUCUGUAUCGUUCUGUUACUCCAAACGUCAAAUUUCAAAGUUAAGAUUUAAGUUUAGGCACACAUUCCGAAUGGUUAAGGUUAGGGUUUGCGAUAGGGUUAAAACCAAAAAUUCUAACUAAUGUCCAUGACUGGGAUUGAACACAUGCCCAUCCACCACCACAACAGUCUAACAAAACCCAAGCCUACUUGAUGAUAAAAGUGCUCUUGGUUGCCCCUAGCGGCUGGUUUUGAAGGCAUUUCCUGAUGUCUUCGGGACAUGAAUAGACGUCCAAUUUUGACGUCAAUCUUGAAUGAUCUCCCUGGUGACCUGCAUGGGUGAAUAAGAAGUGGGAGAACCAAACAUGACCUGUAUGCUACUGUAUGUUAUCUUGACAUGUAUUGCUGUGCUGUACUUGGCUAAUAAAGUUCCCCUUUUCUUUGAGAGCAACAA
Messenger RNA from Salmo salar (Atlantic salmon), 1389 nucleotides. Lineage: Eukaryota; Metazoa; Chordata; Actinopteri; Salmoniformes; Salmonidae. The record is from RefSeq and is a predicted model, not a curated record.